AUGCCAGACAUCCGCAAUGAAUAUGAGGCAUUAGAAGUGAUAGGCAAGGGAUCUUUUGGUACCGUGCGCAAGGUGCUUCAAAAACUGACCCGCAAAAUUUUUGUAAGGAAAGAAAUUGAAUAUACUUCAAUGAACGGUCAAGAAAGAAACCAAUUGAUUUCCGAGCUUCGGAUUCUACGAGAGCUCAACCAUCCCAACAUUGUCAAGUACUAUCGCCACGACCAUAUCCAGGAGUCCAAAACCAUACAUAUCUACAUGGAGUACUGCGAUGGUGGCGAUUUGGCACAAGUCAUAACCAAUUUCAAGACGAAUGGAGAUACAGUUCCCGAGGAAUUUGUAUGGCAAGUGUUGAUCCAGACCCUCUUAGCAUUGCACAGGUGCCACUACGGUGCCGAUGCUCCAAAAGUAAACUUAUUCUCAACCAGGACACCUUCAGAACCCAACAUCGACCGAGAGCAAGUGGUGAUUCACCGUGAUAUAAAACCAGAUAACAUCUUUAUGCUCAAUUCGGGCAAAACCAUCAAAGUGGGCGACUUUGGGUUAGCCAAAAUGUUGACGUCGAACGAAUUUGCCAAAACGUAUGUGGGGACGCCAUACUACAUGUCGCCUGAAGUUUUGAUGGACAAUCCAUAUUCUCCGGUUUGUGAUAUAUGGUCAUUGGGGUGUGUUUUGUACGAGCUUUGCUCAUUACAACCUCCUUUCAAAGCCAAGACCCAUCUUCAGCUCCAAAGUCGCAUUAAACUGGGAAUAAUUGCCGAAUUGCCGGACCACUAUUCCAACCAUCUCCGCACCAUCAUCAAAGAUUGCAUCACCGUCGACCCCAACGUGAGACCUUCGUGCUACGAAUUGCUCGACACGUUAUCGGUUCGGUUUCUUCGUAAAGAAAUGGAACUUAAAGACUCAACUAGUCGGCUUGACGAGUACCAGAAACAACUACUGAAGAGAAACGACGAACUUAAUAAGCGGGAAAGCGCUCUCAACUCCUUUGAGCGGGACCUCAAGGAUGAAUACGCCAACAUGCAGAAGAAGUUUGCACUACAAAGAAAAAAAAUCGAAGACGAACUCAUGGAAGAAUUCGAUAUGAGAAAAAAUGUCAUGGACCAAGAAGCAGAAGAAGUGCGGUUGAAUUAUCAGCGUGAAUUCAAACAUGUAGUAGAGCACGAGGUACAGCUCCGGUUAAAGGAGAUGAAGAAAAAAAUGGAACUGCCGCCAAAACCAAAAGGACCAAGAGAACUCGUGGAUAUCAGACGACCCCCACUCAAAGCCCGAGUUGAAAACGAAUACGAUAAUAGGCGAAAGCGUAUAACUGACGAGUUGGAGCGGUUGGCAUUGGACAAGCGCCAUGUGCCCGAAUACGAGGAACGGUACAUGCGUCGGCAUUACAAUUGA
Messenger RNA from Meyerozyma guilliermondii ATCC 6260, 1389 nucleotides. RefSeq names its product serine/threonine protein kinase (gene KIN3). The coding region runs from base 1 to 1389 and encodes 462 amino acids. The record is from RefSeq and is a predicted model, not a curated record. The transcript has a single exon. Gene Ontology annotation, cellular component: centrosome; cytoplasm; nucleus. Gene Ontology annotation, molecular function: ATP binding; protein kinase activity. NCBI's taxonomy places the organism in Eukaryota, Fungi, Ascomycota, Pichiomycetes, Serinales, Debaryomycetaceae. Gene Ontology annotation, biological process: chromosome segregation; protein phosphorylation.